Aspergillus wentii DTO 134E9 is the source of this 895-nucleotide messenger RNA. RefSeq lists its product as uncharacterized. The transcript is spliced from 2 exons. Lineage: Eukaryota; Fungi; Ascomycota; Eurotiomycetes; Eurotiales; Aspergillaceae. The coding region runs from base 229 to 690 and encodes 153 amino acids. The record is from RefSeq and is a predicted model, not a curated record.
AUAAGCAGCCUCAUCACAGUAUAUAAGCAGGACAAUCUUAGUUGAAAUGAAGCUCUGAGUAAGCUGCUUAGCGAUACAUUGAGAGCUCUAUCUUGAAUUGACUAAAUCACCUACAAUAAAUCCCCAUUGAACCAGGGAGACAUCGUGACCUUUCCAUUCCGCGGCACCCUAGACGGAACAGAAGAUCCAGAAAUCUUCCUCGACGAUGUCGCAGCACAGGCCCGAUUCAUGUUCCCCGCUGUGUCUAUAGAUAAUUUUAUGAAACAUGUAAUGCUGAGUGUAUUCCACAGAAACCUAGCCGGCCGCGCAAAACUCUGGUAUCCCUACCUGGACUAUGACACCAAACGCGACUGGGACAAAACCGCCACCAAGUUCAAGGCCCACUUCAACAUCAACGACCACGACAUCAGCGAUGACGAAAAGCGGGAGAUGGUUAGGUGUGAUCUCCGGAGUCUCAUGCAGGGAGAAAAUGAGUCGAUUGGGGCUUAUCUAGAGCGAUGUGAGGAUCUGCGUGUUCGCGCCAAUUGGCUCCUGGGCGAUGAUGAGAAGGGUGAAUUCGAGGUGGGGGUGAUUAAUGGGAUGAGAAGUUUGAGCAUCAAAGCGAAAAUAUUGUCUGCGACGGGGGAAAGUGAUGGGCUGGGAGGUUUUCGGCGGGUGAAGAAGGUGGUGAGGGCGUUGCGGUAUUCUUAGAUGUGGAUGGCUUCAGCUUUGAUGGUGUCGUUGGCGUAGACAGCAACGAGAACACAGCAUGAUAUCACUCGAAUCGAAACGACAAAUACCUCUCCCCAAGGUAACCAUAGCAUUGAGUAGAUAGUAGACAAGUGGAACCGGACUCUAAACACCAGAUCGAAACUAGACGAGCGACUCCAUUCUGAUUAUGCAGAAAAUACUCCGU